AUGGCUUUGACAAGCCGAUCUGCACGACUAUCUCAACAUUUUCGUCUCCUUGAGAAGGGCCAGAAACAUGUCAUAAAUGCAGCAGACGCCAAAUUAUUCAUAGAGGCAGUAUGCCAUCAAAACAAUACUUUCAGUUGUGUCGAGAAACUCGUUGCCAAUCCGAAUCUCCACAAGUCCUUUCAUAACUGCCUUAAAUUCGACCUUUCGAAAAGUUUUCUCAAUGGACCUGCGGCUGACCUACUCACUUAUCUUCAAGAACCUGGUCUUGAGCAACUUUGCAACGGACAGCUUCUUAGAUCCCUUCUCGGUGCAAUAAUUGAUUCUCCGACGUUCUGGUCGGCAAUGGUUGAAGCGAAUAGCACCCAAUCUCUAACUGAAAACUCUUUGACUGCCUUCGCAUGGUUGCUCCUUCAAUUACUAAAGUCUUCGGCUUGCACUGAAGAAAUUAAGAAAGUUGCCAAAGAUAUUGGAGUCAACCGUUUGUUUGUUGAUUCUUCAUAUGCCAAAGUUCGACAGAUUGGAUACAAAAUCAAUAAUUACUUGGAGUCAACGUCCACAUUCGUUAACCCAGAUGACACAUAUAAGCCGGGGGGAAGACACGAUAAUGAUUUUGAAGAUUUUCGAAGGAUAUCCAUCUUGCCUACUCCUGAUGAAAUACUGUCGAUGGAACUCCCGUUUUACCGUAGAAUGGACGACAUUUAUGACGCGCCGGCGGAGUUGCGUCCUGGGAUGCAUUAUGACAAUCAAUUUCGACUUUUGAGGGAAGACUUAUUGGGGGAACUGCGAAAUGAUUUACACAUUGCGCUUGGGCAAAAACAAGGUAAAAGAUCGGCCACAAUUAUCAGCGGUCUUGUCUUUACAGCCUUCGAAUUCAAGGGUCAUCGAAAGCCAUGCUCUUUAGCUUUUGAAUGCAGGGAUGGCCUCCCGCAGCUAUCACGACUGAGUAAGAAUGACAAAGAAAAAGCACUUGCUGAGAGCAAAAAUUUUCUAAGACAUCAAUCUUUUGGAUGCCUGCUCAAUGGAGAUGAUAUCGUUGCAUUUGCUUCUAUUGAUCGGGACGAGUCCCUACUCAGCCAAGACAUACCUAUCCUUACUUUACAGAUACCAGGCGCUGAAUCACUAAAACGAGUGCUGCUGUGCGUUGGAGCAGUGCGGAGCCUCCAAUAUAUCGCUGUAGACACCGCUGUAUUUGCCUAUGAGCCGAUUCUCCAACAAUUGCAGAAAAUGACAUCUUUCCCAUUUGCGAGUACCAUACUCUCUUCAGUACCAGCGUUGCAAAAUGUUGAUCACGGCAGUGGGCUAUUCAGCAUCAUUGACAGAAUUAAAUCUUCUCAGGGGGAAGAUAUUCAAAGCGUUCUAGGGGUCUCCAAAAAAAUAUCCCUGAAUAUCUCGCAGUUGAAUUCAUUAUCAUCUUGUUUGUCUCAUGCUGUAAGCCUCAUUCAAGGCCCUCCAGGUAAGGCCUGUCACCUUUCCAACACUGAAUUGGCGAAGCUAAUCUCUCUAGGAACUGGAAAAUCUUUUAUUGGCGCUCUUGCUGCGAAAGCCUUAUGUAAAAAUACGAAGGAAACUAUUUUGGUUUUAUGUUUCACGAACCACGCUCUUGACCAGUUCCUUGAAGAUCUCCUGAGUAUUGGUAUACCCGCUGAAUUGAUGGUUAGACUCGGGUCAAAAUUUACAGAUCAAACAAAACAACUCUGUUUAUCAGAACAAAAACGCAAUACGUCGAGGCGAUUCCCAUGGCCCGUUGUAUGCGCUCAAAGGGAGAGACUAGAUUAUCUGAAGAGUGAAUUAUUAGCAUCGCCAAGAAGACUGAUCAGUGGACAUGUUACCCUGGUCGAAGUCCUGGAGCACUUAGAAUUUUCCGAUAAUCCAAGCUUUUACGAAGGACUAAGUGUUCCGGAGGAAAACAAUGGCAUGAAAUGGGUCGGGGCCAGCAACCAGAAAAUUGAAGAGGAUUACUUACUAAGGCGCUGGAGCACUGGAGAGGAUGCUGGUGUUUUUAAAGCGAACCUGGGCAAUCAUCAUAUCUGGAACAUAGAAUAUGGGGGCCGUCAAAACCUUUUAAAACGAUGGAGAUCGGAAAUUGUUCGUGAGCGCAUCGACCAGGCCUCUUCUUUAUUUGAUCAGUACAACAGGCUUCAAAACGACGUCGAUAAUAUGUUUUACUAUAAAAAACACUUUCACAUAUUCCAAGAAAAACGAAUUAUUGCCUGUACUACGACUGGAGCUGCAAAAUACGCGGCUGCUCUCCACUCGGCGAAACCGGGUAUUCUUUUGGUUGAAGAAGCGGGUGAAAUUUUGGAGAGCCAUAUUCUGACCUCCAUGACCGAGACAACAAAACAUCUAAUUUUGAUUGGAGAUCACAAGCAGCUUCGCCCGAAAAUCAACAAUUACAAUCUGACUAUUGAAAAGGGAGAUGGUUUUGAUCUUAACAGGUCAAUGUUUGAAAGGCUUGUGCUAGCUGGCUUUCCCAUUACUACACUCACUGAACAGCACCGAAUGCGACCAGAAAUAUCACAUCUUAUUCGACACCUUACAUAUUCGGACUUGAUCGAUGCCGAAGGAACCAAAAACAGACCGGCGCUUCGAGGAUUUCAGGAUAAUGUUAUCUUUGUGAACCAUGAAUAUCCAGAGCUCCAGCUACCGGGCGUCUUGGAUAAAAGGGAUCUUACGGCAGCAGGAAGCAAGAAAAAUCUAUUCGAGGUAGAAAUGAUUUUAAAUUGCGUUCGCUACCUUGGACAACAAGGCUAUGGAACAGAUAAGCUUGUAGUUCUUACGCCCUAUCUUGGGCAACUACAUUUGCUUCAAAAAGAACUGAGCCAAUCCACGGACCCUGUUCUAAAUGAUCUAGACUCUUACGAUUUAGUACAAGCAGGGCUAAUCAAUCCAGCCAGUGCUAACUUGAAGAGGCGACCUCUCCGAAUUUCAACAAUAGACAACUACCAAGGGGAGGAAAGUGAGAUUGUACUUGUAUCAUUGACUCGUAGCAACCGAGCUAAUGACAUAGGUUUCAUGGCAUCACCGGAACGGGUAAAUGUUCUUCUAUCAAGGGCGAGAAAUGCGCUGAUUCUGAUUGGAAACGCGAAAACAUUUCUUGGUGGCCGUCGUGGAAACACUGUGUGGCCAUCGUUACUGGAAUGCUUACGGGAGGCAGGCCAUGUUUAUGACGGGUUUCCGCUACGGUGCGAGAGACAUCCAACGCGCAAGAUCACAAUACGACUCCCUGAAGAAUUUGAAACUGAAUGCCCUGGUGGAGGAUGUCAAGAGAAUUGCUCCGCAAUACUUAAUUGUGGUAUUCAUACCUGUCCACAAAAGUGCCACCAACUUUAUGACCAUUCUAAAAUGGCCUGCCAUGCUAUUGUUGAGAAUACCUGCCCGAAUAAACACAGGUAUAUGUGGAGUUGCUCUCAAGGACAACCCAAAAUCUGCCCUACUUGUGAAAAAGUUGCGCGAGCCGCAGAAGAAAAAAAGAGAAGAGACGCUGAUCUGGAGCGGAAACAACAGGCUCGUCGACAUGCUCAUGCAGAGAAGCUGGCAGAGGUUCAACGGAAGAUCGAUGAACAACAACAGAUUUUAAAUGGCACCGCUAUUGAAAGGAAAUAUAAAACCACCCUUGAUCAAAGGUUAAAAGAUCUCGAAAGACUCAAGGCCGCCGUUUCUGCCGCCCGGGACCAAGAAUCUAAAGUCAAUGUUUUACCCACACACUCUCAGCAACCUUGUACAACCAGCCCUUUGGAGUACGCAACUACCCCUACGAGUGUUCAGUCGACAACUAUAUUGGCAGAACAACCAUCCAUACAGCCAGUACUAUCCUCGGCUAGGGAGGAGUGGGAUUAUCAAAAAGAUGUAGAGGGUCAGACAAAUGAGUCACUGGAUUCGUUAAUGAACAUGAUAGGCCUCGAGAAGGUGAAAGAGAAAUUCAUGUCAGUCAAAGCCAGAGUUGAUGCUGUUGUUCGCCAAAGUGCCAGCUUGAACGAUGAGAGAUUUAAUGCAGCUUUUUUAGGAAAUCCAGGCACAGGAAAAACAACUGUUGCGCGGCUCUACGCCAAAUAUCUAUGCUCAGUGGGAGUCAUCCCAGGAACUGCUUUUGUUGAGACAUCGGGAUCACGGCUUGCCAGUGAUGGCAUCUCCGGCUGUAAAAAGCACAUUGAAGAUAUUUGCAGUGAUGGAGGUGGCGCACUCUUCAUUGAUGAGGCAUACCAACUGGCAUCAAGGCAAAACCCCACUGGAGGCCAAGUCCUUGACUUUUUGCUCGCAGAAGUUGAAAAUCUCACGGGCAAAAUUGUGUUCAUCAUCGCCGGCUACAACAAAAAUAUGGAGAGCUUUUUCGCCCAUAAUCCUGGAAUUCCAAGUAGAUUUCCCAUCGAGCUCCAGUUCCGAGAUUAUACAGACACCGAAUUACAAGGUAUUUUGAGCCAUUGUAUAAGCAAAAAAUAUAACAACACAAUGAAAUUGGAGGGUGGUAUGGCCGGUCUGUAUGCCCGCAUAGUUUCCCGCCGUAUUGGAAGAGGCCGUGGGCGAGAAGGAUUUGGAAACGCUCGAGAAGUUCAAAAUCAAGUUUCAAAGAUAGCAGAUCGCCAGGCAAAACGAUUACAGGACCAGAGACGCCUUGGAAAACAGCCCGAUGAUUUGUUAUUGACCCAGGAGGAUCUCAUAGGGCCAAAACCCUCCAACGUGUUGAAGGACAACGCCGCAUGGCUGGAAUUGCAGAAUUUGACAGGGCUAGACAGCGUCAAAGACGCGAUUAGGUCUCUCCUUGAUACAAUCGAGACCAAUUACCAGCGUGAGCUGGCAGAGAAGCCUCUUGUUGAAUAUUCCUUGAACAAGGUUUUUGUGGGCAACCCUGGGACAGGGAAAACAACUGUGGCGAAGCUGUAUGGUCAAAUACUUGCGGAUUUGGGUUUUCUUUCCAGCGGAGAUGUUGUUGUCAAAAACCCCUCUGAUUUUGUCGGCGAUGUUCUCGGAGCUUCAGAAACUAUUACAAAAGGGAUUCUAGCUUCGACUCAAGGGAAAGUACUUGUGAUUGAUGAAGCUUACAUGCUCAAUGGGAAUUCUACAGCUCAUAGUGCUGACUUAUUUAAGUUGGCCGUGGUCGACACUCUCGUUGCCCAAGUACAAAGUGUGCCAGGUGAUGAUCGAUGCGUUCUUUUACUAGGAUACAGGGCUCAAAUGGAGGAAAUGUUUCGAAAUUCUAACCCAGGCCUUUCCAGACGAUUCCCAAUGAGCUCAGCGUUCGAAUUUGAAGACUACAGUGACAAUGAUCUGCAAAAGAUUUUCGACUUGAAGUUGAACCAGGCUGGUUUCGGUGUUACACCUGAGACUCGAGUCGUUGUUCAGGAAUGUCUUAACCGCGCGCGACAUCGACCCCAUUUUGGAAAUGCUGGCGAGAUAGAUAUAUUACUUGACAAAGCAAAACUGGUGCAUCAAAAAAGGUUCUCCUCCCGACAAACCAAAAGCGCUGAUAUAUUGGAACCGAUAGAUUUUGACCCGGACUUUGAUCGUGCCGAUCGGGCACUAACCAAUUGUAGACAGCUGUUCAAGGGCGUUGUCGGCUGUGAAGAUAUUAUAUGUAAAAUGGAAGGCUACCAGAAAACAGUGACAAGUAUGAGGACUCUCGGAAUGAAUCCACUUGAGGUGAUACCUUUUAAUUUCUUGUUUCGAGGCCCACCAGGGACCGGUAAGACUUCUACUGCUAGACGCAUGGGGACAAUAUUCUAUAACAUGGGGUUUUUGGCCACGACUGAAGUGGUUGAGCGUUCUGCAACAGAUCUCAUUGGCCAAUACGUUGGCCAUACCGGGCCCAAGACUCAGAAAUUACUAGAGAAAGCCCUUGGUAAAGUCCUUUUCAUCGAUGAAGCAUAUCGGCUGGCCGAAGGGCUCUUUGCUAGAGAGGCCAUGGAUGAGCUUGUAGACUGCCUUACCAAGCCAGCUUAUGCAAAAAGGCUUGUUGUUAUUCUAGCUGGGUACGACAAGGAUAUUGACCGCCUCAUGGCUAUGAAUCCAGGGUUGACCAGUCGAUUCUCUGAAACUAUCUGUUUCACGAAUUUGGCCCCGAAGGAAUCUCUCGAUUUGUUGAGACAGUGCCUAAAACAAUGUCCUGAGAUUGAUAGCAGUGGAGUUUGCACCCCUUCAAAGCGUCUGGACGAGAAAUUGUUAUGCCUCUUCACCCAACUUGCCAGUUUUCCAUUCUGGGGGAAUGCACGGGAUAUCGAAACGCUAGCAAAAUCAAUGAUCAGGCACGUCCUUUCAAAUGGUGAAAACAAGUUUUUCAUAACAGAAAAGAUUGUGCACGACACCAUGUGCUCCAUGAUUUCGAAACGCAGGGAACAAGCAAACGCAGGAUUACGGUCUAUCCCAGUACCCCAAAAUCCACAGUUAAGUUUGCACAAGGAGGCCCAAGAUCACUCGACACCCUCCGUUCAGAACUUAAAAAGAAAGGCGGAUAGUUCCUUGUCUUCAGAUCUUGUUUCAGAUCUUGCUUCAGGAAUCCGUGAAGUGCGCACUAUCAUCCGUGAUGAUGGUGUUCCUGACGAGGUCUGGGCUCAAUUACAACAAGACGCGCUCUUAGAAGAGGAGCUUAAAAAGCAAGACAUCCAACGGGCUGUGGAGGAGCUUGAAGUUAGGCGCAAGAUUGCCGAACAGCUCCCUAAAAAAACACGGGUCUCUAAGCGUCGGGAGCAACAAAAGUGCGAAGAAGAUCGCCAGCGUCUGGAGGAUGAAAGACUUCAAAACGAGCUCAGGCGACGUAAAUACGAAGAACAGGUUGCUCAACUGGUAAGAGAAACAAUGGCGCGAGAAGAAGAGAAGAAAAAGGAACAAGCAGUUCAGACGAAGUUGAGAGAGAUGGGUGUUUGUGUCCAAGGGUUUAGAUGGAUAAAGCAAAGAUCAGGCUACCGAUGCGCGGGCGGAUCGCACUUUAUUGAUAACUCUCAGUUGGAAAUAUGA
Molecule: messenger RNA, 6945 nt
Organism: Ophidiomyces ophidiicola
Lineage: Eukaryota; Fungi; Ascomycota; Eurotiomycetes; Onygenales; Onygenaceae
Exons: 6
Coding region: 1-6945 (2314 amino acids)
Molecular function (GO): ATP hydrolysis activity; helicase activity; ATP binding
Source: RefSeq, a predicted model, not a curated record